AUGCGAGAUAAAAUAAUUGAUUCUGAUUGGAAUAUCAUUGUUUUACCAUUUAAAGGAUUAUCAACUAAAAUUAAAUCUAAUACUAUACGAACAUGUAUUCGUUCACAAUUGAUUGAAAAUUAUGCUACUCGUUGGAUUAAACCUCAUUUACGUACUCCGGGUUAUUUGUAUGGCAAAAUUGAUACUCUUGAAAGAUGUUGUGGAUUACAUUCGAAUCCGGAAUAUUUUGCUUAUGGUAAUACCGAUAGUACUACUCAUAAACAACCUCUUUAUCGAGUAAGAUUCAAUCAGGAACAUAUCUGGGAUCAUUAUGAAGGUAGUGUUGAUGAUACAAUUGAUGUAGAAAUUUAUGAACAUUAG
This is a messenger RNA of Rotaria sp. Silwood1, 360 nucleotides long. The record is from the annotation of a GenBank genome assembly. Lineage: Eukaryota; Metazoa; Rotifera; Eurotatoria; Philodinida; Philodinidae.